GAAUCUUUAUGUCAGGGUGUGGUACAUCAGCAAUUGGAAUAGAUUCGCUUUCUGGGAUGGGAUUAAGCUCCACCUACCAAACAGUGUUUAAUAAGAUCAACAAUAUAAUAAAAAAUCAUAAUUCAUCAGUAGAAACCUAUUUUAAAUCAAAUUUUCAAAACCUUUUGGUAUUUAACAUUGAUGAUUACCAUAAUCUGCAUCAAUCAAGACUACCAAGUACCACAUCUAUUUCUCAAAUCUCACAUAUGUCAACAUUACUUGUUAAUAAGAUUAAUGCUCCAGCAAUUCCAAUUAAUGCAUCCAAUAUACAUAACCCCAAUGGUGUUGAAGCAGGAUUACUAAAAAAUUUUCUAAAAAGAAAUUUCAAUAAUAUUAUUUGUGAAAGCUAUGACCAAAAUAAAAUGAAAUGGAUUUUUGUAACUGAUACAAUAGACUUAAAUGAGGAAGACUUAAUUGAUUCAUUAAUU
Messenger RNA from Entrophospora candida, 467 nucleotides. The record is from the annotation of a GenBank genome assembly. NCBI's taxonomy places the organism in Eukaryota, Fungi, Glomeromycota, Glomeromycetes, Entrophosporales, Entrophosporaceae.